This is a messenger RNA of Scleropages formosus (Asian bonytongue), 20298 nucleotides long. It is a transcript of the gene ahnak, whose product is annotated as AHNAK nucleoprotein. The transcript has 8 exons. Gene Ontology annotation, molecular function: protein binding. The coding region runs from base 298 to 18789 and encodes 6163 amino acids. Gene Ontology annotation, biological process: regulation of RNA splicing. The record is from RefSeq and is a predicted model, not a curated record. Gene Ontology annotation, cellular component: nucleus; cytoplasm; costamere. Lineage: Eukaryota; Metazoa; Chordata; Actinopteri; Osteoglossiformes; Osteoglossidae.
GCCCGAGUAGUCAGAACACUCUGGGGGAGAAGAAGAGCAAGAAGAGAAGCAACUUUUCAUACAAGUCAUUUUAGAAGCGUCACGCUCGCCGGGGUGCAGCUAAAGAGGAGCCCAAGACGGGAGGAAGAAGAUGAGGAGACAGUGAGUGAGUGAGUGAGGAAGACCUGCACCCAGAAAGAGGCUGACAGACACCAUUGACGACUACAAGCCUCGGGUUGCUUUUCCGAAGGCGUGUAAGGAAAGUGAUCAAAGGCUGACACAUAUCAGGAGACAAGACGAAACCAAGAAAACUUCAGGAUGGCUGAGGAGGAGGACACGCGGGAGGUUCUUUUCCCACAGUGGAUGGGGCCCGACCAGCAUGGGCUUACCAUUGAGCAGACAGGCGAAGGCGAGAUCUUCGUCAAAGAGGUGAAAGAACGGUCUAUUGCUGCACGCACUGGGAGGGUGCAUGAAGGUGAUCAGAUCGUCGGUGCCACCAUAUACUUUGAGAACAUGAGUUCAGAGGAGACGGCAGAGCUUCUCAAGACUCUUAAUCGACACAAGGUUGGUCUGAAACUACAACAUCGGGCGGGAGAGAAGUCACCCUGUCGCUCCCCUGUUGGCACCUUGACCUGGGAGGGAAGGACGCGCUUCGGGGGCUCCAGUCCAGACAUUAUUCUGAGUGGAGAUGAUGAAGACUAUAAAAGGAUCUACACAAAGAAGAUAAAGCCCCGGCUGAAGUCGGAAGACCUGGCAGAGGGAGUGGAUGUUCGCACAGAGCGCCACAGCAGCACUAGCAGUGAUGGUAGCACCAUCACCACCAUCACACGCCGCAUUACCACCUACACUGUGGAUGUGCCAGCAGAACAAAUUGACCUUUCUAGUCCAGAGUUCAAGAUUAAGGUUCCACGACAUGAAACCCCAGGAGAAGCUGGUAGCUACUCCAGUCAUGUCACAGUUGGUGCCUCUGGAACAUCUGAAACACGCUGGACUGUGGGAAGUUUGAAAACCACGGAGGGGGCAGGAGAGGGAGAUGACCAAGAGCUCAGGCUUAAAAUGCCUGACUUUGCCAUGUCAGGAGGAGAGACACAAGGGGAAUUCAGUGUUUCAGGAGUGACCCAUCAAAAGGAUGUCAGUAGGGACAUACAAGUACCUGCAGCUGCCUUUGUUUCUCUUCCUGGAGGAACCAAAGAUUUACAGUUCAUCACGGUGAGUAGAAGCAGCACAGGAAUAAGUGGAGAAAUGGGAAAAAGAGAGGUGAAGAUACCAGAAGGCAGCUUGGACUUUCAAGGCCCCACUUAUAGUGGUCAAAGCAACAGAGAGAUUCAGAUAUCAGGUGUCAAUCUCAGUGGUCCCCAGGUUCCACCAAGUGAUGUCAGCAUGAUUACUCCUGAAGUCCAAAUUAGUGCCAAGACACCUGGUGUGGAAAUUAAAGGACCCACAAUUAAAGGGGAUGCUGAGAUGAAAAUGCCAAAGGUGUCUGUAUCUGGAACGUCUGCCCACAAAGGAGGCAUUGGCAUGACAGCUCCCAAUAUUACCAUCAAAAAAGUGGCAAUCUCUGCUCCGAAUGAAGACAUGAAAGGUGGAGUCAAAGUAUCGUCUUUAGAUGUUAAAGGACGAAGCAGUGAAGAAAAAGAAAUUACAGUAUCAACACCGAAAGCUGACAUGUCAGGAACGACACUAAAAGAAGACAUCAAAACCAAAUCAGCUGACAUUAAUGUUCAUGACAUUGAUAUUAAAGGAUCAAAGAGUGUAAUUAAACUGCCUUCAUUUGGCCAAAAAGGUGCUGCAGUGGAAGGUUGCAGUAUUGAAAUAAAAAGGCCUACUGGUGAAGGAUCAAAAAUGACAGCGAGUUACCCUGACAUUGAUACCAGGAAUUUACAGACGAGAGCUACAGCUGAAACUCCAAAUAUUGACAAUAAAAGCUGUGAAGGUGGGAUAAAGAUCAAAAUGCCUUCAUCUGUAUCAGAGGGGCCAAAGAUAGAAAGUCCAGAUGCUAAUUUUUCCACAGCUGAUGCAACUGUUAAAGGCCACAGAGUUGACAUAAAAGGUCCACAGUUAGAUAUUGAAGGACCUGAUGUAAAAGUCAAAGGACCGACAAUAGAUAUGGCAUCCAUUUCUGGACCAGAGAUUUCUAGGCCUGAUGUUGGCUUCAAUGUGAAAGGGCUGAAACUGAAAGGUGAUGUAGAUGUGUCUGUUCCAAAGGUUCACGGCGAAAUCAAAGGACAUAAGCUUGAUAUUGAAGGACCUGAAAGUGGUUUCAGGUUGCCAAAGUUUAAAAUGCCAUCAUUUGGUCUGGAAGACACUGAAAUUCAAGGUCCAGAGGAAGAAGUAAGUCUCCCAAAAGCUGAAGCUGAUACUAAGAAGACAAAGGUCGACAUUGAAGCUUCAAGGCUAGAUGUGGAAGGUAAUAUCAAGGGACCUAAUAUCAAAAUGCCAUCCAGUUCUGGACUUGAUGUAAACCUCCCAAAAUUGAACAUUGACAUCAAAGGUCCGAAAGUUGAAGGUCCAGAGGUAGAGGUCGAAGGGCCUGAAGGGAAAAUCAAAGGCCACAAGUUCACAAUGCCAUCGAUUUCUGGGCCAAAGAUUUCAAUGCCUGAUGUGGACUUGAACCUGAAAGGGCCCAAACUGAAAGGUGAUGUGUCUGUUCCAAAAGUUGAAGGUGAUCUGAGGAUGCCAAAGGUUGACAUCGAAGGACCCAAAGUUGACAUUGAAGGGCCUGAAGGUGGUUUCAAGAUGCCAACAAUAAAAAUGCCCAGAUUUGGUAUCAAGGGGUCGAAAGGGGAGUUACCCGAUGUUGACGUAAACCUGCCGAAAGCUGACAUUGACAUCAAAGGUCCGAAAGUUGAAGGUCCAGAGGUAGAGGUCGAAGGGCCUGAUGGGAAAAUCAAAGGCCACAAGUUCACAAUGCCAUCGAUUUCUGGGCCAAAGAUUUCAAUGCCUGAUGUGGACUUGAACCUGAAAGGGCCCAAACUGAAAGGUGAUGUGUCUGUUCCAAAAGUUGAAGGUGAUCUGAAGAUGCCAAAGGUUGACAUCGAAGGACCCAAAGUUGACAUUGGAGGGCCUGAAGGUGGUUUCAAGAUGCCAACAAUAAAAAUGCCCAGAUUUGGUAUCAAGGGGUCGAAAGGGGAGUUACCCGAUGUUGACGUAAACCUGCCGAAAGCUGACAUUGACAUCAAAGGUCCGAAAGUUGAAGGUCCAGAGGUAGAGGUCGAAGGGCCUGAUGGGAAAAUCAAAGGCCACAAGUUCACAAUGCCAUCGAUUUCUGGGCCAAAGAUUUCAAUGCCUGAUGUGGACUUCAACCUGAAGGGGCCCAAACUGAAAGGUGAUGUGUCUGUUCCAAAAGUUGAAGGUGAUCUGAAGAUGCCAAAGGUUGACAUCGAAGGACCCAAAGUUGACAUUGAAGGGCCUGAAGGUGGUUUCAAGAUGCCAACAAUAAAAAUGCCCAAAUUUGGUAUCAAGGGGUCGAAAGGGGAGUUACCCGAUGUUGACGUAAACCUGCCGCAAGCUGACAUUGACAUCAAAGGUCCGAAAGUUGAAGGUCCAGAGGUAGAGGUCGAAGGGCCUGAUGGGAAAAUGAAAAGCCCCAAGUUCAGGAUUCCAACGAUUUCUGGGCCAAAGAUUUCAAUGCCUGAUGUGGACUUGAACCUGAAAGGGCCCAAACUGAAAGGUGAUGUGUCUGUUCCAAAAGUUGAAGGUGAUCUGAAGAUGCCAAAGGUUGACAUCGAAGGACCCAAAGUUGACAUUGAAGGGCCUGAAGGUGGUUUCAAGAUGCCAACAAUAAAAAUGCCCAGAUUUGGUAUCAAGGGGUCGAAAGGGGAGUUACCCGAUGUUGACGUAAACCUGCCGAAAGCUGACAUUGACAUCAAAGGUCCGAAAGUUGAAGGUCCAGAGGUAGAGGUCGAAGGGCCUGAUGGGAAAAUCAAAGGCCACAAGUUCACAAUGCCAUCGAUUUCUGGGCCAAAGAUUUCAAUGCCUGAUGUGGACUUCAACCUGAAGGGGCCCAAACUGAAAGGUGAUGUGUCUGUUCCAAAAGUUGAAGGUGAUCUGAAGAUGCCAAAGGUUGACAUCGAAGGACCCAAAGUUGACAUUGAAGGGCCUGAAGGUGGUUUCAAGAUGCCAACAAUAAAAAUGCCCAGAUUUGGUAUCAAGGGGUCGAAAGGGGAGUUACCCGAUGUUGACGUAAACCUGCCGAAAGCUGACAUUGACAUCAAAGGUCCGAAAGUUGAAGGUCCAGAGGUAGAGGUCGAAGGGCCUGAUGGGAAAAUCAAAGGCCACAAGUUCACAAUGCCAUCGAUUUCUGGGCCAAAGAUUUCAAUGCCUGAUGUGGACUUGAACCUGAAAGGGCCCAAACUGAAAGGUGAUGUGUCUGUUCCAAAAGUUGAAGGUGAUCUGAAGAUGCCAAAGGUUGACAUCGAAGGACCCAAAGUUGACAUUGAAGGGCCUGAAGGUGGUUUCAAGAUGCCAACAAUAAAAAUGCCCAGAUUUGGUAUCAAGGGGUCGAAAGGGGAGUUACCCGAUGUUGACGUAAACCUGCCGAAAGCUGACAUUGACAUCAAAGGUCCGAAAGUUGAAGGUCCAGAGGUAGAGGUCGAAGGGCCUGAUGGGAAAAUCAAAGGCCACAAGUUCACAAUGCCAUCGAUUUCUGGGCCAAAGAUUUCAAUGCCUGAUGUGGACUUCAACCUGAAGGGGCCCAAACUGAAAGGUGAUGUGUCUGUUCCAAAAGUUGAAGGUGAUCUGAAGAUGCCAAAAGUUGACAUCGAAGGACCCAAAGUUGACAUUGAAGGGCCUGAAGGUGGUUUCAAGAUGCCAACAAUAAAAAUGCCCAAAUUUGGUAUCAAGGGGUCGAAAGGGGAGUUACCCGAUGUUGACGUAAACCUGCCGAAAGCUGACAUUGACAUCAAAGGUCCGAAAGUUGAAGGUCCAGAGGUAGAGGUCGAAGGGCCUGAUGGGAAAAUCAAAGGCCACAAGUUCACAAUGCCAUCGAUUUCUGGGCCAAAGAUUUCAAUGCCUGAUGUGGACUUGAACCUGAAAGGGCCCAAACUGAAAGGUGAUGUGUCUGUUCCAAAAGUUGAAGGUGAUUUGAAGAUGCCAAAAGUUGACAUUGAAGGGCCUGAAGGUGGUUUCAAGAUGCCAACAAUAAAAAUGCCCAAAUUUGGUAUCAAGGGGUCGAAAGGGGAGUUACCCGAUGUUGACGUAAACCUGCCGAAAGCUGACAUUGACAUCAAAGGUCCGAAAGUUGAAGGUCCAGAGGUAGAGGUCGAAGGGCCUGAAGGGAAAAUCAAAGGCCACAAGUUCACAAUGCCAUCGAUUUCUGGGCCAAAGAUUUCAAUGCCUGAUGUGGACUUGAACCUGAAAGGGCCCAAACUGAAAGGUGAUGUGUCUGUUCCAAAAGUUGAAGGUGAUCUGAAGAUGCCAAAGGUUGACAUCGAAGGACCCAAAGUUGACAUUGAAGGGCCUGAAGGUGGUUUCAAGAUGCCAACAAUAAAAAUGCCCAGAUUUGGUAUCAAGGGGUCGAAAGGGGAGUUACCCGAUGUUGACGUAAACCUGCCGAAAGCUGACAUUGACAUCAAAGGUCCGAAAGUUGAAGGUCCAGAGGUAGAGGUCGAAGGGCCUGAUGGGAAAAUCAAAGGCCACAAGUUCACAAUGCCAUCGAUUUCUGGGCCAAAGAUUUCAAUGCCUGAUGUGGACUUCAACCUGAAGGGGCCCAAACUGAAAGGUGAUGUGUCUGUUCCAAAAGUUGAAGGUGAUCUGAAGAUGCCAAAGGUUGACAUCGAAGGACCCAAAGUUGACAUUGAAGGGCCUGAAGGUGGUUUCAAGAUGCCAACAAUAAAAAUGCCCAAAUUUGGUAUCAAGGGGUCGAAAGGGGAGUUACCCGAUGUUGACGUAAACCUGCCGAAAGCUGACAUUGACAUCAAAGGUCCGAAAGUUGAAGGUCCAGAGGUAGAGGUCGAAGGGCCUGAUGGGAAAAUCAAAGGCCACAAGUUCACAAUGCCAUCGAUUUCUGGGCCAAAGAUUUCAAUGCCUGAUGUGGACUUGAACCUGAAAGGGCCCAAACUGAAAGGUGAUGUGUCUGUUCCAAAAGUUGAAGGUGAUUUGAAGAUGCCAAAAGUUGACAUUGAAGGGCCUGAAGGUGGUUUCAAGAUGCCAACAAUAAAAAUGCCCAAAUUUGGUAUCAAGGGGUCGAAAGGGGAGUUACCCGAUGUUGACGUAAACCUGCCGAAAGCUGACAUUGACAUCAAAGGUCCGAAAGUUGAAGGUCCAGAGGUAGAGGUCGAAGGGCCUGAAGGGAAAAUCAAAGGCCACAAGUUCACAAUGCCAUCGAUUUCUGGGCCAAAGAUUUCAAUGCCUGAUGUGGACUUGAACCUGAAAGGGCCCAAACUGAAAGGUGAUGUGUCUGUUCCAAAAGUUGAAGGUGAUCUGAAGAUGCCAAAGGUUGACAUCGAAGGACCCAAAGUUGACAUUGCAGGGCCUGAAGGUGGUUUCAAGAUGCCAACAAUAAAAAUGCCCAAAUUUGGUAUCAAGGGGUCGAAAGGGGAGUUACCCGAUGUUGACGUAAACCUGCCGAAAGCUGACAUUGACAUCAAAGGUCCGAAAGUUGAAGGUCCAGAGGUAGAGGUCGAAGGGCCUGAUGGGAAAAUCAAAGGCCACAAGUUCACAAUGCCAUCGAUUUCUGGGCCAAAGAUUUCAAUGCCUGAUGUGGACUUCAACCUGAAGGGGCCCAAACUGAAAGGUGAUGUGUCUGUUCCAAAAGUUGAAGGUGAUCUGAAGAUGCCAAAGGUUGACAUCGAAGGACCCAAAGUUGACAUUGAAGGGCCUGAAGGUGGUUUCAAGAUGCCAACAAUAAAAAUGCCCAGAUUUGGUAUCAAGGGGUCGAAAGGGGAGUUACCCGAUGUUGACGUAAACCUGCCGAAAGCUGACAUUGACAUCAAAGGUCCGAAAGUUGAAGGUCCAGAGGUAGAGGUCGAAGGGCCUGAUGGGAAAAUCAAAGGCCACAAGUUCACAAUGCCAUCGAUUUCUGGGCCAAAGAUUUCAAUGCCUGAUGUGGACUUCAACCUGAAGGGGCCCAAACUGAAAGGUGAUGUGUCUGUUCCAAAAGUUGAAGGUGAUCUGAAGAUGCCAAAGGUUGACAUCGAAGGACCCAAAGUUGACAUUGAAGGGCCUGAAGGUGGUUUCAAGAUGCCAACAAUAAAAAUGCCCAGAUUUGGUAUCAAGGGGUCGAAAGGGGAGUUACCCGAUGUUGACGUAAACCUGCCGAAAGCUGACAUUGACAUCAAAGGUCCGAAAGUUGAAGGUCCAGAGGUAGAGGUCGAAGGGCCUGAAGGGAAAAUCAAAGGCCACAAGUUCACAAUGCCAUCGAUUUCUGGGCCAAAGAUUUCAAUGCCUGAUGUGGACUUCAACCUGAAGGGGCCCAAACUGAAAGGUGAUGUGUCUGUUCCAAAAGUUGAAGGUGAUCUGAAGAUGCCAAAGGUUGACAUCGAAGGACCCAAAGUUGACAUUGAAGGGCCUGAAGGUGGUUUCAAGAUGCCAACAAUAAAAAUGCCCAGAUUUGGUAUCAAGGGGUCGAAAGGGGAGUUACCCGAUGUUGACGUAAACCUGCCGAAAGCUGACAUUGACAUCAAAGGUCCGAAAGUUGAAGGUCCAGAGGUAGAGGUCAAAGGGCCUGAUGGGAAAAUCAAAGGCCACAAGUUCACAAUGCCAUCGAUUUCUGGGCCAAAGAUUUCAAUGCCUGAUGUGGACUUGAACCUGAAAGGGCCCAAACUGAAAGGUGAUGUGUCUGUUCCAAAAGUUGAAGGUGAUCUGAAGAUGCCAAAGGUUGACAUCGAAGGACCCAAAGUUGACAUUGAAGGGCCUGAAGGUGGUUUCAAGAUGCCAACAAUAAAAAUGCCCAAAUUUGGUAUCAAGGGGUCGAAAGGGGAGUUACCCGAUGUUGACGUAAACCUGCCGAAAGCUGACAUUGACAUCAAAGGUCCGAAAGUUGAAGGUCCAGAGGUAGAGGUCGAAGGGCCUGAAGGGAAAAUCAAAGGCCACAAGUUCGCAAUGCCAUCGAUUUCUGGGCCAAAGAUUUCAAUGCCUGAUGUGGACUUCAACCUGAAGGGGCCCAAACUGAAAGGUGAUGUGUCUGUUCCAAAAGUUGAAGGUGAUUUGAAGAUGCCAAAAGUUGACAUUGAAGGACCCGAAGUUGACUUUGAAGGGCCUGAGGGUGGUUUCAAGAUGCCAACAAUAAAAAUGCCCAGAUUUGGUAUCAAGGGGUCGAAAGGGGAGUUACCCGAUGUUGACGUAAACCUGCCGCAAGCUGACAUUGACAUCAAAGGUCCGAAAGUUGAAGGUCCAGAGGUAGAGGUCGAAGGGCCUGAUGGGAAAAUCAAAGGCCACAAGUUCACAAUGCCAUCGAUUUCUGGGCCAAAGAUUUCAAUGCCUGAUGUGGACUUGAACCUGAAAGGGCCCAAACUGAAAGGUGAUGUGUCUGUUCCAAAAGUUGAAGGUGAUUUGAAGAUGCCGAAAGUUGACAUUGAAGGGCCUGAAGGUGGUUUCAAGAUGCCAACAAUAAAAAUGCCCAAAUUUGGUAUCAAGGGGUCGAAAGGGGAGUUACCCGAUGUUGACGUAAACCUGCCGAAAGCUGACAUUGACAUCAAAGGUCCGAAAGUUGAAGGUCCAGAAGUAGAGGUCGAAGGGCCUGAUGGGAAAAUGAAAAGCCCCAAGUUCAGGAUUCCAACGAUUUUUGGGCCAAAGAUUUCAAUGCCUGAUGUGGACUUCAACCUGAAGGGGCCCAAACUGAAAGGUGAUGUGUCUGUUCCAAAAGUUGAAGGUGAUUUGAAGAUGCCAAAAGUUGACAUUGAAGGGCCUGAAGGUGGUUUCAAGAUGCCAACAAUAAAAAUGCCCAAAUUUGGUAUCAAGGGGUCGAAAGGGGAGUUACCCGAUGUUGACGUAAACCUGCCGAAAGCUGACAUUGACAUCAAAGGUCCGAAAGUUGAAGGUCCAGAGGUAGAGGUCGAAGGGCCUGAUGGGAAAAUGAAAAGCCCCAAGUUCAGGAUUCCAACGAUUUCUGGGCCAAAGAUUUCAAUGCCUGAUGUGGACUUGAACCUGAAAGGGCCCAAACUGAAAGGUGAUGUGUCUGUUCCAAAAGUUGAAGGUGAUUUGAAGAUGCCAAAAGUUGACAUUGAAGGGCCUGAAGGUGGUUUCAAGAUGCCAACAAUAAAAAUGCCCAAAUUUGGUAUCAAGGGGUCGAAAGGGGAGUUACCCGAUGUUGACGUAAACCUGCCGAAAGCUGACAUUGACAUCAAAGGUCCGAAAGUUGAAGGUCCAGAGGUAGAGGUCGAAGGGCCUGAUGGGAAAAUCAAAGGCCACAAGUUCACAAUGCCAUCGAUUUCUGGGCCAAAGAUUUCAAUGCCUGAUGUGGACUUCAACCUGAAGGGGCCCAAACUGAAAGGUGAUGUGUCUGUUCCAAAAGUUGAAGGUGAUUUGAAGAUGCCAAAAGUUGACAUUGAAGGGCCUGAAGGUGGUUUCAAGAUGCCAACAAUAAAAAUGCCCAAAUUUGGUAUCAAGGGGUCGAAAGGGGAGUUACCCGAUGUUGACGUAAACCUGCCGAAAGCUGACAUUGACAUCAAAGGUCCGAAAGUUGAAGGUCCAGAGGUAGAGGUCGAAGGGCCUGAUGGGAAAAUCAAAGGCCACAAGUUCACAAUGCCAUCGAUUUCUGGGCCAAAGAUUUCAAUGCCUGAUGUGGACUUCAACCUGAAGGGGCCCAAACUGAAAGGUGAUGUGUCUGUUCCAAAAGUUGAAGGUGAUCUGAAGAUGCCAAAGGUUGACAUCGAAGGACCCAAAGUUGACAUUGAAGGGCCUGAAGGUGGUUUCAAGAUGCCAACAAUAAAAAUGCCCAAAUUUGGUAUCAAGGGGUCGAAAGGGGAGUUACCCGAUGUUGACGUAAACCUGCCGAAAGCUGACAUUGACAUCAAAGGUCCGAAAGUUGAAGGUCCAGAGGUAGAGGUCGAAGGGCCUGAAGGGAAAAUCAAAGGCCACAAGUUCACAAUGCCAUCGAUUUCUGGGCCAAAGAUUUCAAUGCCUGAUGUGGACUUCAACCUGAAGGGGCCCAAACUGAAAGGUGAUGUGUCUGUUCCAAAAGUUGAAGGUGAUUUGAAGAUGCCAAAGGUUGACAUUGAAGGGCCUGAAGGUGGUUUCAAGAUGCCAACAAUAAAAAUGCCCAGAUUUGGUAUCAAGGGGUCGAAAGGGGAGUUACCCGAUGUUGACGUAAACCUGCCGAAAGCUGACAUUGACAUCAAAGGUCCGAAAGUUGAAGGUCCAGAGGUAGAGGUCGAAGGGCCUGAUGGGAAAAUCAAAGGCCACAAGUUCACAAUGCCAUCGAUUUCUGGGCCAAAGAUUUCAAUGCCUGAUGUGGACUUCAACCUGAAGGGGCCCAAACUGAAAGGUGAUGUGUCUGUUCCAAAAGUUGAAGGUGAUUUGAAGAUGCCAAAAGUUGACAUCGAAGGACCCGAAGUUGACUUUGAAGGGCCUGAGGGUGGUUUCAAGAUGCCAACAAUAAAAAUGCCCAAAUUUGGUAUCAAGGGGUCGAAAGGGGAGUUACCCGAUGUUGACGUAAACCUGCCGAAAGCUGACAUUGACAUCAAAGGUCCGAAAGUUGAAGGUCCAGAGGUAGAGGUCGAAGGGCCUGAUGGGAAAAUCAAAGGCCACAAGUUCACAAUGCCAUCGAUUUCUGGGCCAAAGAUUUCAAUGCCUGAUGUGGACUUGAACCUGAAAGGGCCCAAACUGAAAGGUGAUGUGUCUGUUCCAAAAGUUGAAGGUGAUUUGAAGAUGCCAAAAGUUGACAUUGAAGGGCCUGAAGGUGGUUUCAAGAUGCCAACAAUAAAAAUGCCCAAAUUUGGUAUCAAGGGGUCGAAAGGGGAGUUACCCGAUGUUGACGUAAACCUGCCGAAAGCUGACAUUGACAUCAAAGGUCCGAAAGUUGAAGGUCCAGAGGUAGAGGUCGAAGGGCCUGAUGGGAAAAUCAAAGGCCACAAGUUCACAAUGCCAUCGAUUUCUGGGCCAAAGAUUUCAAUGCCUGAUGUGGACUUCAACCUGAAGGGGCCCAAACUGAAAGGUGAUGUGUCUGUUCCAAAAGUUGAAGGUGAUCUGAAGAUGCCAAAGGUUGACAUCGAAGGACCCAAAGUUGACAUUGAAGGGCCUGAAGGUGGUUUCAAGAUGCCAACAAUAAAAAUGCCCAGAUUUGGUAUCAAGGGGUCGAAAGGGGAGUUACCCGAUGUUGACGUAAACCUGCCGAAAGCUGACAUUGACAUCAAAGGUCCGAAAGUUGAAGGUCCAGAGGUAGAGGUCGAAGGGCCUGAUGGGAAAAUCAAAGGCCACAAGUUCACAAUGCCAUCGAUUUCUGGGCCAAAGAUUUCAAUGCCUGAUGUGGACUUGAACCUGAAAGGGCCCAAACUGAAAGGUGAUGUGUCUGUUCCAAAAGUUGAAGGUGAUUUGAAGAUGCCAAAAGUUGACAUUGAAGGGCCUGAAGGUGGUUUCAAGAUGCCAACAAUAAAAAUGCCCAGAUUUGGUAUCAAGGGGUCGAAAGGGGAGUUACCCGAUGUUGACGUAAACCUGCCGAAAGCUGACAUUGACAUCAAAGGUCCGAAAGUUGAAGGUCCAGAGGUAGAGGUCGAAGGGCCUGAUGGGAAAAUCAAAGGCCACAAGUUCACAAUGCCAUCGAUUUCUGGGCCAAAGAUUUCAAUGCCUGAUGUGGACUUGAACCUGAAAGGGCCCAAACUGAAAGGUGAUGUGUCUGUUCCAAAAGUUGAAGGUGAUCUGAAGAUGCCAAAGGUUGACAUCGAAGGACCCAAAGUUGACAUUGCAGGGCCUGAAGGUGGUUUCAAGAUGCCAACAAUAAAAAUGCCCAAAUUUGGUAUCAAGGGGUCGAAAGGGGAGUUACCCGAUGUUGACGUAAACCUGCCGAAAGCUGACAUUGACAUCAAAGGUCCGAAAGUUGAAGGUCCAGAGGUAGAGGUCGAAGGGCCUGAUGGGAAAAUCAAAGGCCACAAGUUCACAAUGCCAUCGAUUUCUGGGCCAAAGAUUUCAAUGCCUGAUGUGGACUUCAACCUGAAGGGGCCCAAACUGAAAGGUGAUGUGUCUAUUCCAAAAGUUGAAGGAGAUUUGAAGAUGCCAAAAGUUGACAUUGAAGGACCCGAAGUUGACUUUGAAGGGCCUGAGGGUGGUUUCAAGAUGCCAACAAUAAAAAUGCCCAGAUUUGGUAUCAAGGGGUCGAAAGGGGAGUUACCCGAUGUUGACGUAAACCUGCCGAAAGCUGACAUUGACAUCAAAGGUCCGAAAGUUGAAGGUCCAGAGGUAGAGGUCGAAGGGCCUGAUGGGAAAAUCAAAGGCCACAAGUUCACAAUGCCAUCGAUUUCUGGGCCAAAGAUUUCAAUGCCUGAUGUGGACUUCAACCUGAAGGGGCCCAAACUGAAAGGUGAUGUGUCUGUUCCAAAAGUUGAAGGUGAUCUGAAGAUGCCAAAGGUUGACAUCGAAGGACCCAAAGUUGACAUUGAAGGGCCUGAAGGUGGUUUCAAGAUGCCAACAAUAAAAAUGCCCAGAUUUGGUAUCAAGGGGUCGAAAGGGGAGUUACCCGAUGUUGACGUAAACCUGCCGAAAGCUGACAUUGACAUCAAAGGUCCGAAAGUUGAAGGUCCAGAGGUAGAGGUCGAAGGGCCUGAUGGGAAAAUCAAAGGCCACAAGUUCACAAUGCCAUCGAUUUCUGGGCCAAAGAUUUCAAUGCCUGAUGUGGACUUCAACCUGAAAGGGCCCAAACUGAAAGGUGAUGUGGAUGUAUCCAUUCCAAAAGGUGAUGUUUCAGUUCAGAAGCCUGAAGCUGACGUUCAUGUCCCAAAGAUUAACAUACCAAGUCCAGAAAUUGAUGUUGAGGUUGCUGAAGGUGGGUUUAAGUUGCCAAAGUUUAAAAUGCCCAAGUUUGGAUUUAGAGGUUCCAAGGCUGACACAAUUGAUGUUGAUGUGAGUGUUCCCAAAGGUGAUGUUGACAUAAAGGGCCCCAAAGUUGACAUUGAUGGACCAGAAUUAAAUGUGGAGGGUCCAGAGAGUAAAGUCAGAGGACCUAAAUUAAAGAUGCCUAUCAUUUCUGGAACAAAGAUUUCAAUACCUGAUGUGGACUUAAACUUGAAAGGGCCAAAGGUAAAGGGUGAUAUGGAUCUUUCUUUGCCAACAGUUGAAGGUGAUGUAAAGGGACCAAAAAUUGAUGUGAAAAGUCCUGAUAUCGACGUGAAAGGUACUGAGGGGGGGUUCAAGAUGCCAAAAUUCAAAAUGCCUAGGUUUGGUUUUAAGGCUCCAAAGGUUGAAGGUCCAGAUGUAGAUGUAAACCUUGGAAAACCUGAUAUAGACCUUAAAGGACCUAAAAUUGAAAUUGAAAGUCCAGAACUCAAUGUGGAGGGCCCUGACAGUAAAAUCAAGGUACCUCAAUUCAAGAUCCCAUCCAUUUCCGGGUCGAAGCUCUCAAUGCCUGAUGUGGACAUCAACCUGAAAGGGCCUAAACUUAAAGGUGAUGUGGAUGUGUCAGUUCCAAAGGUGGAAGGGGACGUCAAAGAACCAAAAAUGAACUUUCAGGGUCCCAGUGUUGAAAUUGAGGGCCCUGAAGGAGGAUUGAAAAUGCCAAAGGUGAAAAUGCCCCAGUUUGGUUUCAAAGGACCAAAUGUAGAGUGUCCAGAUGUUGAUAUAAACCUCCCAAAAGGUAAUAUUGACAUCAAGGGACCUAAAGUUGACAUUGAAGGUCCAGAGCUUGAUGUGGAAGGUCCUGAUGGUAAAAGCAAGGGUCCUAAAUUCAAGAUGCCACCCAUUUCGGCACCAAAGUUUUCUAUGCCCGAUAUGGACUUCAACCUGAAAGGGCCAAAACUGAAAGGUGAUAUGGAUGUGUCAGUUCCAAAGGUUGACAUUGAGGGGCCUGAUGUUGAAAUUGAGGGCCCUGAAGGCAGACUGAAAAUGCCAAAGCUGAAAAUACCCAAGUUUGGUAUGAAAGGACCGAAAGUGGAGUGUCCGGAUGUUGAUGUAAACCUCCCAAAAGGUGAUGUUGAUAUCAAGGGGCCGAAAAUUGAUAUUGAAGGUCCAGAGCUUGAUGUGGAAGGUCCUGACGGUAAAGUCAAGGGUCCUAAGGUCAAAGUGCCAUCCAUUUCAGUAGCUAAGAUCUCAAUGCCUGAUAUGGACUUCAAUCUGAAAGGGCCAAAGCUGAAAGGCGAUGUGGACGUGUCGGUUCCGAAGGUUGACAUUGAGGGCCCCGAUGUUGAAAUUGAGGGUCCUGAAGGCGGAUUGAAAAUGCCAAAGCUGAAAAUACCCAAGUUUGGUAUCAAAGGACCGAAAGUGGAGUGUCCAGAUGUCGAUGUAAGCCUCCCAAAAGCUGAUAUUGACAUCAAGGGACCUAAAGUUGACAUUGAAGGUCCGGAAGUAGAUGUGGAAGGUCCUGAUGGUAAAAGCAAGGGUCCUAAAUUCAAGAUGCCACCCAUUUCGGCACCAAAGUUUUCUAUGCCCGAUAUGGACUUCAACCUGAAAGGGCCAAAACUGAAAAGUGAUAUGGAUGUGUCAGUUCCAAAGGUUGACAUUGAGGGGCCUGAUGUUGAAAUUGAGGGCCCUGAAGGCAGACUGAAAAUGCCAAAGCUGAAAAUACCCAAGUUUGGUAUGAAAGGACCGAAAGUGGAGUGUCCGGAUGUUGAUGUAAACCUCCCAAAAGGUGAUGUUGAUAUCAAGGGGCCGAAAAUUGAUAUUGAAGGUCCAGAGCUUGAUGUGGAAGGUCCUGACGGUAAAGUCAAGGGUCCUAAGGUCAAAGUGCCAUCCAUUUCAGUAGCUAAGAUCUCAAUGCCUGAUAUGGACUUCAAUCUGAAAGGGCCAAAGCUGAAAGGCGAUGUGGACGUGUCGGUUCCGAAGGUUGACAUUGAGGGCCCCGAUGUUGAAAUUGAGGGUCCUGAAGGCGGAUUGAAAAUGCCAAAGCUGAAAAUACCCAAGUUUGGUAUCAAAGGACCGAAAGUGGAGUGUCCAGAUGUCGAUGUAAGCCUCCCAAAAGCUGAUAUUGACAUCAAGGGACCUAAAGUUGACAUUGAAGGUCCGGAAGUAGAUGUGGAAGGUCCUGAUGGUAAAAGCAAGGGUCCUAAAUUCAAGAUGCCACCCAUUUCGGCACCAAAGUUUUCUAUGCCCGAUAUGGACUUCAACCUGAAAGGGCCAAAACUGAAAGGUGAUAUGGAUGUGUCAGUUCCAAAGGUUGACAUUGAGGGGCCUGAUGUUGAAAUUGAGGGCCCUGAAGGCAGACUGAAAAUGCCAAAGCUGAAAAUACCCAAGUUUGGUAUGAAAGGACCGAAAGUGGAGUGUCCGGAUGUUGAUGUAAACCUCCCAAAAGGUGAUGUUGAUAUCAAGGGGCCGAAAAUUGAUAUUGAAGGUCCAGAGCUUGAUGUGGAAGGUCCUGACGGUAAAGUCAAGGGUCCCAAGGUCAAAGUGCCAUCUAUUUCAGUAGCUAAGAUCUCAAUGCCUGAUAUGGACUUCAAUCUGAAAGGGCCAAAGCUGAAAGGCGAUGUGGACGUGUCGGUUCCGAAGGUUGACAUUGAGGGCCCCGAUGUUGAAAUUGAGGGUCCUGAAGGCGGAUUGAAAAUGCCAAAGCUGAAAAUACCCAAGUUUGGUAUCAAAGGACCGAAAGUGGAGUGUCCAGAUGUCGAUGUAAGCCUCCCAAAAGCUGAUAUUGACAUCAAGGGACCUAAAGUUGACAUUGAAGGUCCGGAAGUAGAUGUGGAAGGUCCUGAUGGUAAAAGCAAGGGUCCUAAAUUCAAGAUGCCACCCAUUUCGGCACCAAAGUUUUCUAUGCCCGAUAUGGACUUCAACCUGAAAGGGCCAAAACUGAAAGGUGAUAUGGAUGUGUCAGUUCCGAAGGUGAAAGGUGAUAUCAAAUUACCAAAGGUUGAUGUAGAAGGCCCCCGUGUUCAAGUUGAAGGGCCUGAAGGAGAGAUGGAUGUAAGUGGACCAGAUGUUGAUUUGAAGACACCCAAUAUUGCUAUUGACCUAAAUGUACCAGAUUCCAACUUGGAAGGAGCUGAUGUAAACAUUAAAGGUACUAAGUUCAAAAAGCCAAAAUUCAAUCUUGGUGGAAGGGGUCCUGAAGCAGAUAUCAGUCUCAAUGCUCCUGAUAUUGAUGUUAACCUCAAAGGUAAGAAAGGUAAAUUUAAAAUACCAAAGAUAAAAGGGAAAAUGAAGAAGCCUGAUGCAGACCUUGCAGCUCCUGAUAUUGAUGUGGAUGUUGAGUCUCCUGAUAUCCAUUUGAAAGGUUCAAAGGUAAAGAAACCUUUGUUUGGGAAGUUGCAUUUCCCUGAUGUGGAGUUUGACAUAAAGUCUCCUAAGGUAAAGGGUGAUGGGUCUCUGUCGGGUUCUGUGAAAGCUCCGGAUAUGGAUUUGCCAUCUUCAAGCCUCAAAGCAGACAUUAAAGUGCCAGAUGCUGAAUUAACAGGUGCUGGCAUCGAGGGAGCUGAUGUAAAAAUGAAAAAGCCUAAAAUCAAAAUGUCUAAAUUCAAUAUUUCUGGACCCAAAUCGAAAACCCCAGACCUUGAUAUUAAAGGCCCUAAUCUAGAUAUUCCGGACGUCAGUGUGAAUGUUAGUGUCCCAGAAGUCGAUGCCAAAAGCCCAGAUGUCAAAGCCCACGGCAAGGUCAAGCUUGAAGGAGGAAACGUUGAAGCCCCAGAAGGAAAACUAAAAGGUCAUGGGUUACAGAUGCCCUCUAUAGACAUUAAGGCUCCUAAAAUUUCUGCCCCUGAAUUCAGUAUAACAGGCCCCAAGCUUCUGGGAGACUUUGCCACUGCAGGGGACAUCAAAUGUCCAAAUGUUGGCAUAGAUGCACCCAGUCUUGAUCUUAAAGGAGUUGAGGGAAAGAUAAAGGUGCCUCAAUUGAAGAUGCCAACUCUAAAUAUCAAUGCACCUGAGAUAUCUGUACCUGACAUUGCUCUAAAUCUCAAAGGACCCAAAGUUGAGGGACACACAAAUCUAUCAGGCGAAAAGAAAAAACAUGCUGAAGGAAUGGAUGUAAGCAUUGAAGGACCUGAUGGGAAGAUCAAGGGUCCAGAGAUUAAGAUGCCAUCUCUUAACAUUAAAGCACCUAAAAUUGUCGGCCCUGAUAUCAGCAUCAAGGAGCCCAAAUUGAAAGGGGGCCCUGACAUUGAUGUGUCAGGAGAAUUUAAAGCUCCUAAGAUAGAUAUUGCAGGUCCAGAUGUUAAUUUUGAGGGCCCUGAAGGUAGACUUGAAAUGCCAAAAUUUUCUCACAAAGGACCCAAAGUGGAGGGUCCUGAUGUUGACGUAAAUUUCUCCAAACCUGACAUUAAUAUCAAAGGGCCUAAAGUUGACAUUGAAAGUCCAGAGCUAGAGGUAGAAGGGCCCGAUGGUAAAAUCAGAGGACCUAAAUUCAACAUGUCUUCCGUUUCUGGGCCGAAGAUCUCAAUGCCUGAUCUGGACUUCGGCCUGAAAGGUCCAAAGUUGAAGUGCGAUGUAGAUGUGUCAGUUCCAGCAGUUCAAGAUGAAAUAAAAGUACCAAAAGUUGAUAUCAAAGGCCCAAGUUUUAAUGUCGAAGGUCCAGAAAUUAAUGCUCCUGGUUCAACAUUUGAAGGUCAAAUUACAAUACCUAAGGCUGAUAUAAAAGGCCCUGGUAUGGAUGUCAAGACACAAGAAAUAGAUUUGGAAGCACCAGAAUUAAAAGGCAAGAAAUCAAAAUUCAAGUUUCCCAAGUUUGGCUUUGGAUCUCCAAAGCUGGAGGGUGCUGACAUUGAUAUCAAUGUUGAAGGCCCUAAAGUCAGUGGGGGUCUUGAUGGUUCUGCUGAUAUAAAGUCUUCUGUAAAAGGAGGAGCUAAAGGAGAAAUAUCAGGAGAUCCUAAAGGUCUGAGUCUGAAUGUGCAAGCCCCAGAUUUAAGCAUUAAAGGCCCAAAUGUCACUGGAGAGCUGAACAUCAAAGGUGCAGCAGGUGUGCACACAGACAUGUCAGAAUGCACAGGUGAGAUGGAAUAUCCAGAGGGCAAAGUCACUUUCCCAAAACUCAAGAUUCCCAAGUUUGGAAUUGCUCUGCCCCAGUUGGAGGGUCCAGAAAUAGGUGUAGAUGUUGGGUCAGGAGAGGCUGUCAGUGGAGGGGACCUUGGCAUGCAAAGUCCUGGAGCUAGUGCCAACUUAAGCUCCCAAAGCUUAGAACUACAAGGCCCUGAAAUAAAGGUUGGUGGUGGUGGGAAGACAAAGGUUAAGAUGCCAAAGUUAUUUGGCAAGUCAAAAGCAAAGGGUGGCAGUGCAGCAGAUCUGAGCAUUGAGGAACCCAGUGUGGUGCUUUCCAGCAGUGGAGGUGGUGUAAAAGGCUCCAAAGGACUAAGUGUUAGUUCUGGGGAGUUGCCUGGCAAGGUUGUGUUGGAGGGAGGCCCUGGACUCAGUGUCUCGCCCAAGAGCAAGUCUGCUUCCUUGGACUUGUUUAAAAAAUCUCGGCACCGCUCUUCCUCUCUCAGUGAUGAGGGUGGACUGGCUUCUCCCACUUCCCCCUCUGGUCACCUACAUGCAGAGGGAGGGGCACCACUGGAGACAGGAGAUGUUAAAGUGAAGGGUAAGAAGGGUAAACUAAAAUUUGGCACAUUUGGUGGCUUCGGCUCCAAGUCGAAAGGGUCAUACGAAGUGUCACUUGGUGAGGAAGGUGAGGCACGGGUAGAGGGGACCGGUGGAGUUUCCCUGCCUUCCAAAAAGUCCAGGAUGUCCUCAUCAUCCAGCAGUGACAGUGGCACUAAGGGAGGCUUCCGUCUCCCCCGCGUUGAACUAGCUGUGUCGCCAAAGAAAUAAUGUAAUUUGAGCCUCUGCCUGUCACCUCCCUCCACUCCACUGUUUUUGGCCACUCCAUCCAAGACUCCAGUUCAACUCUCUAUCAAGACUUUCAAUGUUUUAAGUGCAAAGAACAACAGGCUGAGUUUCAAAAUGCACGUGUCCAGUAGCACGCCGGUGUACUGUUGGAGAAACACAGUGAACUUAAACACGUCUUCCCCAGUCCUUCCCAAAUGUUUUUAACACUGGAGUACAUUUUGUAGUUUUGAAAAUCUCCCUUGAACUGUAAAUAAGAUGCAAUCCUGUUUUCUAUGGUUAGCUCUUUGUACAUAAUUAUAUUUUGUUCAGCAUAGCCAGUAUCGCGUUGUCUCCCUUCCUAAUGUGCCUUAACUAUAAAUGUUAAUAGUAAAGACCUCUGAAAUUUGUUUUAACUUUUGAUAUUAGACACACUAUUUUUGUAUUGCAAAUUUAAUAAAGUAGGAGAAAUUCAGAUGUUUAUCACGAAAUCUACUUUGAGCUGUUCAGCAUGUUUGCCUACGUAACCUGAGAGCUGUUUGCUUUAUUGGCAUAUAUUAACAGAUGAUUUAUUUGCUUUUGUUUUGGAGCUCAAAUAAUAUAAUCCAUACUGCCAAAGUAUAUUUCUUAUAGAUCACAUCUUUACAUACAGAGCAGUGGCUGUAAUGCUGGUAGUGACCAUAACUGCAAUGGGAAUCGAUUUAUUUGUACUAUAAUGAACUGCUGUUUUCGACCUUUAUUGCUGCCGCAGCUUUGUGAUUUAUUUUAACAGGUUUAGUUGUUCAUGGAGACUAAGACGAGUGCAGAGCAAAACAUUGGUUUUUAUAUUUUUAGAACCAAGAAUCAUGGCUGUGUCCUGUUAACAUAACAGCAGCCUCGAUGGUUAUUUGUAUGAUUUUGUUUUUGUAUCAUGAUUUGUGUGGCAAUAAAUACAGCUGAGAUGAAUAUGUACCUUUCUUCAGGCUAAGAAGUUGGCUGCAGUCUGUUGCUUCCAUGGUCUCUGAGCUGCUUCCUGGUGUGUGUGUGUGUGUGUGUGUGUGUGUGUGUGUGUCUCUACAUUGAGGAGCUGUGAAAUAUAAGGCAAUCCAUCCCGUUUCUACACGUUGCCUGUGACAAUGGUUGCACAUGCUUGCAUGGAUUUGGUUGCACGUGUGGCCCUUGGACUCAUUACCUUCUCCUCCUUGUCUGAGCUGAAUCUCCUGCUGUCUGUCUCCCCCGAUGAAAACCUGUUUCUGUGCACGGUAAUGGAGGGUCGGGGAUGUGCUCUUGUGACUAAGUGUCCGUGCUUUACAGCCACUUGUAUGUCUGAUCUUCUGUAAGGCUCCUUCAGCCACUACCUUAGCAGGGGCUUUAGAUUAGUGUUGUAGCAGCAUAUUGUUACAUUUUAUCACAGAAUCUCAAUGUCUCUCUCUGUUUCUUGCUGGUAUCUAUUUUUUAAAUUUGGUUUCGUUAUUUUUUUUGAUGAAUGUUCUGUUUUGGUUGUAAAACAAAGCAAAAAAUAAACUGUCCAAUUAA